Messenger RNA from Gigantopelta aegis, 697 nucleotides. Its product is annotated as von Willebrand factor C domain-containing protein 2-like. The coding region runs from base 34 to 534 and encodes 166 amino acids. The record is from RefSeq and is a predicted model, not a curated record. Lineage: Eukaryota; Metazoa; Mollusca; Gastropoda; Neomphalida; Peltospiridae. The transcript is spliced from 2 exons.
UCAGUAUCGGACCAUUUGUCUCACAAAGCAGCCAUGUUAUCGUACACACUGGUCGCGCUGUCCUGGACCGUUGCGUUCACCAGCGCUCACCCCCCUUACCCGACUACCCCACCACUCCCUCCUCACUGCGAACUCGAGGGGAAGAUCUACAGACCAGGACAGAGGAUUCCGACCUCUGACAGGUGUGAACUAUGCACUUGCGAAGACACCGGUUACUCUGUAGAUGUUAGCUGUAUAUACGCCGACUACUUGACGCCGAUGUGUUACAACCCUGUCUACAACGGGGAGAAUGCGUGCCAGAAAUACACCUGCCCAGUACGGAACUGCCGAACACCAUCCGGUCACGUGCUGAUUGGCCAUGAAUCAACGUAUUUCCAGGAUGACGGCUUCUGCUCAUGUCCUCCCCAGUCACAUGACCUCCCUGGUGACCAAUGGAAACCAGUCAAUGGAAUGGCUCUCUGUUUCCCUCCCACCACGACACCCACUACGACAGUUCCCACCACUACAACAGCAUCCAGGCACUUGGUGGGUUGACCGAGUCUUCGUUUUAAUAAAAAAAAUCAUUGUUACAGUAUCAUCCUUGGUGAAAUAGGAGAGAAUUUGAUUGCUUUCAUUUACAGUGUGACGUUUUAACACUUGUAAUGUAAAUUAAUUUUAUCUUUUUGCAAUAAAACGUUAGACGUUCCUAGCAAACUUA